AUGUCGACAGAGGCUCACACAAUCUGCAAUCUUCAUCGGGGUGAUGCGACGCCAGCGUCAACGAGUACGCUGGAGGGUGUUGCUUCGCCCGCACCUUAUGCCGGAAAGUUUGACCCAAAAGCAAUUGCUAAGAUGGCUGUGGCUCGUACGAGUAACACGGCUUUUAGUAGCAGUCCGACUGUCUCGGCACUACCAAAAGCGAGAGCAAAUCUCAGUGGAUUCGGUUUAAGCGUCAAGUCAGGUCAGGAAAGUGAUAAACCUUCAUCGAAACGAAACCUGGAUUUUGGUUAG
Messenger RNA from Glarea lozoyensis ATCC 20868, 291 nucleotides. RefSeq lists its product as uncharacterized. Bases 1 to 291 code for a protein of 96 amino acids. NCBI's taxonomy places the organism in Eukaryota, Fungi, Ascomycota, Leotiomycetes, Helotiales, Helotiaceae. The transcript is spliced from 3 exons. The record is from RefSeq and is a predicted model, not a curated record.